Molecule: messenger RNA, 7547 nt
Organism: Ziziphus jujuba (common jujube)
Lineage: Eukaryota; Viridiplantae; Streptophyta; Magnoliopsida; Rosales; Rhamnaceae
Product: MAG2-interacting protein 2
Exons: 12
Coding region: 181-7443 (2420 amino acids)
Biological process (GO): retrograde vesicle-mediated transport, Golgi to endoplasmic reticulum
Cellular component (GO): Dsl1/NZR complex; endoplasmic reticulum membrane
Molecular function (GO): SNARE binding
Source: RefSeq, a predicted model, not a curated record
UGUCUGGUUCUUUGCCCCGAAAGCAAUCUCUCGGCACUCAAAAGUCUCAACGCAGAGAUCAAAAUCAAAUGCUGGUGCAGCUUUCAAAGCCUUUCAUAAUAAUAGGGUUUUAGAUCUUGGGAGGUGAGAAGAAAAAAAGAAAAAGAAAACAUCACUGUAAACCGUAAGUAAAUUUUGGUUAUGGAUGAAACUGUACGGCCACUACUAUACGAGACUCGUCGUCACGUUUCUCGCCCUUACACUCCCAAUUAUCCUCCUCAACAGGCAAAUGAAGGUGCUAAAGGCAGCAUUCGGUCGCUGCUAUCAGUUCGAGGUCUGAGUCAGCUGAAAGAGAAAUUGACAGAGUACAAGCAACCAAAAAAGUUGAAAAAAUUGACAUCCUUAUUUGUGUCCCCAAGAGGCGAGCGUGUGGCUGUGGCUGCUGGAAAUCAUAUAACGAUCUUGCGCAAGGAGGAUGACUACACUGUGCCAUGUGGCAUUUUUGCUGGUAGCAGCCUUGUUACAUUUACAACUGGAGCUUGGUCAGAAAGUCAUGAUAUUCUUGGAGUUGUUGAUGACACAGAUACAUUAUAUUUUAUCAAAGCAAAUGGUGAAGAGAUAACAAGGAUUAUGAGGAGGCAUUUAAAAGUCUCUUGUCCAAUUAUAAGCCUAAUUGCAGACGAUGAUUCCGAUGUACAGAGAUCGUGCUUGUGUAGCUUCGGUAUUUUUACAUCUGAUGGUUCCCUUCAGCAUAUCGAGAUCAGUCAGGACCCAAAUGCCUCUAUCAGUUCUGCAUGCACCUCACGUAAUGGCUUAACUCUAAACGGGCAGUCUCCUCACAAUAUUUUCUGUGUCGACUAUCAUCCGGAAUCAUUUUUGGUUGUUGGUGUUAGUGAUUCUGUCAGCAUCCCUAUAACUUCCGGUGGAAAUUCUGGAUCUUGUAAUCUUUCUCUUUGGCGUAGAAGUAAGAUCAUGGAUUUAGAGCAUUUGUGCUCUAUUCAGUUUGAGGGUGUAUUUUCCAAACCUAAAGGCUAUAGAGGUUUUCUAACAUAUCCAAAGGUGCUGAUCUCACCACAAGCCAAAUUUGUUGCUACCCUAGAUGUAACAGGAUGCUUACACAUUUUUAGGCUAGAUAAAGAAGUCUUCUCAUUAUCAAAUUUUACUAGCAGAGAGAGACUUGGCUCACAGGUUACCGAUAAUUUGUCAAAUGGAGGGAAGGAAGUCCUAAGUGAUAUUUUGGAUUUUACGUGGUGGUCUGAUCAUAUUCUAACCAUUGCAAAAAGGACUGGCAUUCUUUCCAUGCUUGACAUCCUUGAUGGUUCAAAACUUAAGGAAAAUGAUCCUUUAUAUUCUACGACCGUUUUAGAAAGAAUGCAGCAGUUUCAAGGAAACUUAUUUCUUUUGGAGUGCAUAUCAUCUAGCAAGAGAGAGAACCUAUCUAAUGAUAAAGGAAAUGAUGAUUCACACUGUAUAGAGCAGAUAACUGACCACAAAUUUGACCACUUUGAUAUUUCUAGGCUGAGCUGGAGUUUGAUGUCAUUUUCUGAGAGAUCCAUAAAUGAAAUGUAUGGUAUUCUUAUUAGCAAUAAAAAUUAUCAGGCAGCCCUUGAUUUUGCUGAUUGUCAUGGGUUGGAUAAAGAUGAAGUCAUGAAAUCACAGUGGUUGCAAUCAGCCCAAGGAAUAAAUGAAAUAAGUUUGUUUUUAUCAAAAAUUAAGGAUCAAGGUUUUAUACUUAUGGAAUGUGUAGACAAAGUCGGACCAACAGAAGAUGCUGUGAAGUCUCUGCUUGAAAUUGGGCUGCGCUUAACUAAUCAGUAUAGGUUUUCUGAACAAGAAGAUUAUGAAUGUAGCCAAAUUUGGGAUGUCCGAAUGGCAAGACUUCAGUUAUUGCAAUUCAGAGACAGAUUGGAGACAUAUAUUGGGAUAAACAUGGGCAGAUUUUCUGUGCAGGAGUAUGCCAAAUUUCGUGUUAUGCCUAUCAAUGAAGCUGCUGCAAAACUUGCUGAAAGUGGAAAAAUUGGAGCCUUAAACCUCCUGUUCAAGCGGCAUCCUUAUUCGCUGGCUCCUUUUAUUUUGGAGAUUUUAGCUGCUAUCCCUGAAACACUUCCUGUACAAACAUAUGGGCAACUUCUUCCUGGGAGAUCUCCUCCUGUGAACACAGCUGUGAGGAAGGAAGAUUGGGUUGAAUGUGACAAGAUGGUAACCUUUAUUAAUAGCUUACCUGAAGAUCAUCAGGUUGGUAUCCAAAUGCAGACUGAACCAAUUGUCAAACAAUGCCUAGGAUCUGUUUGGCCAUCGAUUAAUGAACUUUUAACAUGGUACAAGAAUAGAGCUAGAGAUAUUGAUAAUUUAAGUGGGCAGCUAGAUAAUUGCCUUUCCUUGCUUGAUUUUGCUAAUCGCAAAGGCAUCUCUGAGUUUCAGCAGUUCCGUGAGGAUAUCUCAUACCUACAUCAACUUAUUUACUCUGAUGACAGUGAUGGUGAAAUAAGUUUGAGUCUUGUUACAUGGGAACAAUUAUCUGACUAUGACAAAUUUAGAAUGAUGCUCAAGGGAGUUAAAGAAGAAAAUGUUGUUGACAGACUUCGUGAUAAAGCUCUUCCAUUUAUGCGGAAUAGGCUUCAUUAUACAAUCUCAGCCUCUCAAGGUCAGGUGACAGAGAACCAUCUUACUACAAAUCUUAAUGAGGCUGACUCAUUUCUGGUUAGAUGGCUGAAAGAAACUGCUUCAGAGAAUAAAUUGGAUAUUUGCUUAAUGGUGAUAGACGAGGGAUGCAGAGACAUUCAAAAUAACAGCCUUUUCAACGAUGAAGUUGAGGCUAUAGACUGUUCUCUGCAUUGCCUUUAUUUGUGCACAGUAACGGAUAAGUGGAGUACCAUGGCAGCAAUAUUGUCAAAGCUUCCACAAAUGCAAGGUAGUAAAAUAUCACAUGAGGGCCUAGAGAGAAGACUGAAACUGGCAGAAGGCCAUGUUGAAGUAGGAAGGAUUCUGGCUUUUUACCAGGUCCCAAAACCAAUGAAUUUUUUCCUUGAGUCUCAUGAAGAUGGGAAAGGUGUAAAGCAAAUUCUUCGCCUUAUACUUUCAAAAUUUAUACGCCGACAACCUGGUCGAUCAGAUAAUGAUUGGGCAAACAUGUGGCGUGAUAUGCAGUGCAUCAGGGACAAAGCAUUCCCUUUUCUUGAUUCAGAGUAUAUGCUAAUGGAAUUUUGCAGGGGAUUGCUCAAAGCAGGGAAGUUUUCUCUUGCUAGGAAUUAUUUAAAGGGUACACAUUCAGUUACUUUGGCAUCAGAGAAGGCUGAAAAUCUUGUCAUUCAAGCUGCAAGAGAGUAUUUUUUCUCUGCUUCUAGUCUUUCUUGUCCUGAAAUCUGGAAGGCUAAGGAGUGCUUGAAUUUGUUUUCUGGCAGCAGAACUGUGAAAGCAGAGUCUGAUAUUAUUGAUGUAGUUACAGUUAAACUUCCCAGUCUAGGUGUGACACUUCUGCCAAUGCAAUUCAGGCAAAUAAAAGAUCCAAUGGAGAUCAUUAAAAUGGCAAUCAAAAGUCAAACUGGAGUAUAUUUACAUGUCGAUGAUCUUAUUGAGAUUGCCAGACUUCUUGGGUUGAACUCUCUAGAGGAUGUAUCAGCUGUUCAGGAAUCUAUUGCUAGAGAAGCUGCUGUUGCUGGUGAUCUGCAAUUGGCACUUGAACUAUGCCUUGUUUUGGCCAAGAAAGGACAUGGUCCAGUUUGGGAUUUAUGUGCUGCCAUAGCAAGAGGUCCUGCACUUGACAAUAUGGAUAUUAAUUCACGAAAGCAGCUACUAGGUUUUGCUUUGAGCCAUUGUGAUGAGGAAUCCAUUAGUGAAUUGCUGCAUGCAUGGAAGGAUCUAGAUAUGCAAGGUCAAUGUGAGAUAUUAACGAUGUUGACAGGGUUGACUUCCCCAGACUUUUCAAUUCAAGGUUCCUCAAUUAUCUCGCAUUCAGUUUGCAGAAUUCAAGAUUUAGCUGACCUAAAUGAUUGCUUUGAUGUGGUUGAAGGAUCUAGCCCUGAUGAUCAGGAAGUACAUAUCAGUAAUGUUAGAAAAGUUAUUUCUGUUGUUGCUAAAAACUUUCCAAUUGAGAAUGGAAGCAAUUGGGAAUCAAUUUUGAUAGACAAUGGAAAAAUUUUGUCUUUUGCUGCUUUACAACUUCCAUGGUUGCUUGAACUAAGUAAAAAAGCAGAAUUUAGUGAAAAGUUGAUUCCUGGAAAGCAAUAUGUAAGUGUGAGGACACAGGCUGUAUUGACUAUUCUGUCCUGGUUGGCAAGAAAUGGCUUUGCUCCCAAAGACAGCUUGAUCACCUCUCUGGCAAAAUCAAUUAUUGAACCACCUGUCACUGAAGAGGAAGACAUAAUUGGCUGCUCCUUUCUGUUGAAUUUGGUGGAUGCCUUUAAUGGGGUUGAAGUUAUAGAAGAGCAGCUUAGAAGACGGAAGGAUUACCAAGAAAUUUGUAGCAUCAUGAAUGUGGGGAUGCUAUAUUGUUUAUUACACAACUCAGGAGUUGAAUGUGAAGGUCCUACCCAACGGAGGGAACUGCUACUGAGGAAGUUUAAGGAAAAACACAAAACACCUAGUACUGACGAAAUUGGAAAAAUUGAUGAGGUACAGUCUACAUUCUGGAGAGACUGGAAACUGAAAUUAGAACAACAAAAGAGUGUUGCAGAUCAUUCCCGAGCAUUAGAGAAAAUAAUUCCUGGAGUUGACACUGCACGCUUUCUGUCUGGGGAUUCCAAAUACAUUGAGAGUGUUGUUAUCUCCUUAAUUAAGUCAUUAAAGUUUGAGAAGAAGCAUAUUUUGAAGGAUGUUUUAAGAUUGGCAGAUACCUAUGGCUUGAAUCGAACAGAGGUGCUAAUACAGUAUUUCAGUUCUCUCCUUGUUUCCGAAGCCUGGACCAAUGAUGAUAUUAUCCGUGAAAUCUCAGAAUUCAAAGGAGAGAUAGUUGGCUUUGCUGUUGAGACCAUCAAAACUCUUUCCCUGAUUGUCUACCCUGCUAUUAAUGGGUGCAACAAGUUGCGACUUGCAUACAUAUUUGGCCUCCUCUCUGACUGCUACCUGCAGCUGGAAGAAAGCAACAAGUCAUUGCCAAUGAUACACCCAGAUCAAGCUGGUUUAUCUAAUAUUGGAUUUUCUCGAUUUUAUAAGGUAAUUGAGCAAGAAUGCAGAAGAGUUUCAUUUUUGAAGAACCUUGACUUCAAAAACAUUGCUGGAUUAGGUGGUUUGAACUUUGAGCACAUAAGUCGUGAAAUCUUUAGUCACCUUGAUGAUAAUAGCUUGGAAGCAUUGGCAAAGAUGGUAGAAACCCUUGGUGGUAUUUAUAGUGACCCAGUGUCUGGUCUCAUAUCGUGGCAGGAUGUCUAUAAACAUUAUGUCCUGAGUAUGUUAGGGACUUUAGAGAGUAAAGCUAGAAAUGAAUUGGUCAUCAGGAAUCCCGAAAACGUUCAGGGCCUAAUAUGUCAACUUGAGCAAAGCUAUGAAAUUUGCGGAAAGUAUAUCAGGCUCUUGGCACAUGCAGAUGCUCUGGACAUUGUGAAGCGGUAUUUUACAGUAAUAGUACCUCUUUAUGGUUAUUGUGACACUCUUCCUGAUAACUCAACAUGGCAGGACUGCCUUAUAAUCCUCUUAAACUUUUGGAUGAGGUUAGCUGAUGAAAUGAAGGCAAUCACAUCCGAGGAGAGUGCAGGAGAAAAUCUCGGGUUCAAUCCAGAUUGCCUAGUAAGUUGUCUAAAGGUUUUCAUGAGACUGGUGGUGGAGGACAUUAUUGCACCAAGUCAGGGCUGGGGAACGGCUGUCGGUUAUGCCAAUUAUGGGUUGAUUGGUGAUUCUGCUUUUGAAAUUUUCAUAUUCUGCAGAAGUAUGGUGUUUUCUGGUUGUGGGUUUGGAGCUGUUGCAGAAGUAUUUUCUGAAGCAGUAUCACAGUCUCCAACCAAUCUCAGUUUGGCUGGUAAAACUGAAAUCCAAGAUCUUCCUCAUCUGUACUUAAGUCUUUUGGAACCCAUUUUACAAGAUUUGGUGGUCGGUGAAUCACAAGAACACCAGCAUUUAUAUCAUUUACUUUUCUCUCUGAGUAAAUUAGAAGGUGAUAUGGAGGAUUUGAAGCUGGUCAGGCUAAAAGUUUGGGAACGAAUUGCCAAGUUCUCUGAUAAUCUGCAGCUGCCAGGUUCUGUUCGUGUUUACGCUUUAGAGCUCAUGCAAUUCCUGACGGGUACAAAUGUCAAGGGUUUUUCUGCUGAGAUUCAAUCCAAUCUUACACCGUGGCAAGGAUGGGAUGAGGUGCACUACAAAAAUGAAAAAAGUGAAACUAUUGCCAGUGAGGGGUUGACAGACCAUAAUGAUAUAUCUGCCACGCUUACAAGUACAUUGGUUGCACUUAAGUCAUCUCAGCUCGUGGCAACCAUCAUGCCCACCAUGGAAAUUACCCCUGAUGAUCUCUUAAAUUCAGAGACAGCCGCUUCUUGCUUUUUGAAGUUGUCUGGUGUCACCCAAACUGAUUCCCAUAUUGAUGCUUUGUUAGCUAUUUUGGGGGAGUGGGAAAGGCUUUUCAUGGCAAAGCAAGAUGAGAAAGUCUCCGUCGAAGCAUCUGAUGCAGGAAACGGUUGGAAUGAUGACAACUGGGAUGAAGGUUGGGAAAGUUUCCAGGAUUUAGAACCUCUCGAGGAAGAAAAUAAAGGGAGCUUCCCUUCUGUUCACCCUUUACAUGUUUGUUGGAGGGAGAUUUUCAAGAAACUUAUAAUGUUUUCUCGGUUUAAAGAUGUGCUAAGACUAAUUGAUCAAUCUAAUGCAAUAUUGCUCAAUGAAGAUGGUGCAAGGAGUGUGAGCCAAGUUCUACUUGAAAAAGAUUGUUUUAUGGCUUUGAAGUUGGUUCUAUUAAUGCCAUACGAAGCAUUACAGCAACAAUGCUUGGUUUCUGUUGAAGACAAGCUGAAACAAGGAGGAUUCACAGACGCAAUUGGUCAGGACCACGAGUUGUUAAUGCUGAUAUUAUCCUCUGGAAUCAUAUCUGGUAUCAUCUCAGAAUCAUCCUAUGGUACCACUUUUUCCUUCAUCUGCUAUUUAGUUGGGAGCUUCUCUCACAAGUGUCAAGAAGCCCAAUUAUAUAGGAUUACACACAAAGGAUCGAAAGAAGGUGAUGACAAUGAAAGAGACUUGCAGGUUUUCAGGAGGAUCCUUUUCCCCUAUUUUAUUUCCGAGCUUGUGAAGGCGGAUCAGCAACUUUUAGCAGGACUUAUUGUUACAAAAUUCAUGCACACAAAUGCAUCACUAAGUCUUGUUAAUAUCGCAGAGUCCAGUCUUACUAGGUUCUUGGAGAGGCAGCUUCAUGUACUGCAAAAUGAUAAGUUGGUUCUUGAUGAGCUGAGUUCACAUCAAGCGUUAAAGAAUACGGUUUUACGCAUGACAGGCAAACUUGAAACUCUCAUUCAAUCUGCAUUGUCAUCACUUUCUACCAAUAUUAGAUGAGAAAGAAACUAAGAAGAUUUUCUUUUCUUUAUCAAAAUCAUUGAUGUAGCAUUUGAAAGUUGUAUAUAAAAUGAGAGAUUGGAAUUUUGAUUUCUUUUUUUAGA